Ambispora leptoticha is the source of this 865-nucleotide messenger RNA. Lineage: Eukaryota; Fungi; Glomeromycota; Glomeromycetes; Archaeosporales; Ambisporaceae. The record is from the annotation of a GenBank genome assembly.
AUGUCUCAAGAAAGUAGCCGACAAAGCGUCUCUUCUGCGGAAGAAACUUCCGAUAUUAAUAAGACUAAUUUGGCAAAGGAUAGUAAAAAUCAUAAUGAUAAACCGAACCUUGGGUAUAAGCACGCGUAUGCAAUUCACGUAAAGAGUGCGCCUUCUGCUCUAUCAAAGGAGGCACCACCAGAGAGUUAUCGCGGUUUUAUGAAUUUAGCAAUGCUAAUCCUGGCAGCGAGUAAUUUUCGAUUGAUUAUCGAAAAUUUUUUAAAGUAUGGUUUUUUAAUAUCUACACCUGGAACUAUUGCGGCCCCUUAUGAUUACACAUAUUUAACGAUUUGCGUACUUGUCUUGCCGCUAAACAUUUUUUGUGCAUAUCAAAUCGAAAAAUCUAUAAUUACGCCAUUCCUGAACGAGAUUAAGCUCGCAGAAAAAGAGGGAAGAGAGCCAACUCUCACGCCCACAAUAGUAAAGAUCAACAAACAAGCUGGAAUGUUACACAUAAUCAACAUCACUUUAACACUGCUAUUCCCGGCCAUAAUAUCCUACUUUGCCAUAUUUCACCCAUUUCUUGGUUCAAUCGCGGUCUUUAACGGACUCGCACUCUUCCUCAAACUAAUAUCCUACGCAUUCGUUAAUCGCGAUCUUCGUCUGUCACAAUUAAUCGGUGGUAUCUCGUCUUCAUCAAAAGAAGAAACUAAAAUUCUAAAUGCCGAUGUUUACUCGGUUCAAUAUCCAAAUAACAUCACAUUGAAGAAUAUAUUCUAUUUCUGGUUUGCUCCAACUUUAUGUUAUCAGCCUUCUUAUCCGCGAUCUCCUGAGGGAUUCCGACUUAAAUUCUUUUUGAAGCGUUGUGGUGAGAUUGUGCUCGCGU